Molecule: messenger RNA, 419 nt
Organism: Phaedon cochleariae (mustard beetle)
Lineage: Eukaryota; Metazoa; Arthropoda; Insecta; Coleoptera; Chrysomelidae
Source: the annotation of a GenBank genome assembly
AUGUGAAAUAUCUAUUCAUUUGGCGUGUUUUGUUUUAUCAAAUGUACUAAAUUUGUUGGUGUAAUCACUGUGAACUGAUUGUUGAGAAGGUUUGUGAUUUCAUAUUGAUAAACUAUGGUGAUUUAUUGUGUCGCCUUUGGAUGCAAGAACGAGAAAGACGAAAGUCAAUUGUCAUUCCAUGGUUUUCCAUUCAGACAUUCUUGAAUUGUAGGCAGUUCGUAGAGAGAAUUGGACUGCAUCUAAAACCAGCAAGCUUUGUGGAGAGCAUUUUCUGCCAACUGAUUAUUCAUUUAGACAUACCAGGUACUGCUAGGUUAUUGAAACCAGAUGCUGUACCCAGUAUAUUUUCAUUUCCUAAGCAUUUGUUACCAAAAAAUGCUGAUCCUCGCAGGAAAAUAAGGAAACUCAUAGGUACCUAG